Molecule: messenger RNA, 10587 nt
Organism: Oryctolagus cuniculus (rabbit)
Lineage: Eukaryota; Metazoa; Chordata; Mammalia; Lagomorpha; Leporidae
Source: RefSeq, a predicted model, not a curated record
CCGCGACGCUGGCCCCACCCCGGUUGCCUAGGAGACCAGGGGCCGCUUCCCUUUGAGACAACAUGGCGACGUCUGUGGGGCCGACUCCUGUGGGCACGACCCCCUUGGGGUUGACCCCAGCGGGAACCACGCCCGAGUCGGAGAGAGAUGAUGAAUUCCAGGAGCAUGAGAAGAUUCUCUCUCCAGAUUUUCUUUCAGUUGCUCAAAUCACUGAUUUGCUAACUGAGGACGUAGCUGGAGUUCAAGCAAAACUGGGGAUGUUUUUGAAAUUCAAGAAUGUUCAAACUUGUUUAAAGGAUGCCAUUAUACUUGAUUAUUAUGUGUCUGGAUUUUUGUGGGCUAGAGGAAUGGAGUUUUCUACUGUUCAACAUUCAAAAUUUAUGACUUUACUAGAUAUGUUACUUCAAAAUCUUAAAACUCUACGUAUGUCAUUGGAAGACAAUCUAAAGUGGCUUGGGGAAGUUAUGGCUGAAAUUGGACCAACCCACUUAGAAAAAAAUGAAGAAUGGAAUUUAUUUGAUGUAAAACAAGCCAAUGCCAUCAUUGAUUACUUACAGAUCAGCUUAUUUCAACACUACAAGCUGUAUGAGUUUAUGUUUUACUUUACCAGAGAAGAAAUUGUGAUCGGAACUGAGAAAAAUUUUUGAAAACUCUACACUGGAGGCCAGUUUUCUGUGUUAGAAGUGUGUAUUGUUUUGAGGCAUGUACUUUCAGAUUCCUCUUACCGAACUGGGGGAUAUAUAAUGGGGAAGAGAUCAUCUCAACUAAAAAUAAAUAAGUAGUUUUUUUAAAAAAUCAGAUAAUUUUAGCAAAAAAAAAGAAAGAAAAAAAGGAAAAGGAGGAGGAAGAAAGAAAAGGGGAGUAGAAAAAGAAAACAAGGAGGAAAAAGGAAUGAGAUAAGAAGAGAAUGGAAGGAGGGAAGGUGAAGGAAAGGAAAGAAAAAAAAUAGACUCACUAAGGAUAAACAAAGUCAAGAUUUACUCUAGAGAAAAAAAAAUUAAAUAGUUAUUCUUUGAGCCCCCAAAGAAAUUAAAGGAAAUACUUGCAAUGUCUAAAGAAAAAAUUAGACAAAAUUUUAUUUAAAAGGCAACUGAUAUCAUAAAGAGAGAAAAAUAAGGGCAUUGAAAGACUUUACUGUAUUUGAAAAUAGUGAGGAAGAGAAACAACAUUGCAGAAAAGCCAGCCCAUGACAUGAAAAACAAACUUUAUAAAAUCACAUAAGAAACAUGAAGAAAAAUACAGAGAAACAGGGGAUCCCAGGGGUCUGACAUACAUAGAUCUUUGUCUCUGAAGUAAACAGCAAAAUGGAUGGACUAAAAAAAGAAAUUACCAAAAAAUAUAAUUCAAUAACAUUUCUGAGGUGAAAGAAGACAGGAUCUGAAGAACAAAAGGAAUUACUGUCCUAGAAAAACAAAGGUGUAGAAUGACAGAUUCUGAGAUAUUGAACUUCACUGCAGUGUUGAAGCAUCCAAGCCUUGCCACCCCUGUCUCCCACCACCCUGCAAAACAUCACCAACAAAGGAGGAGGUAAAACAAAACACAAACUUGAGACUACUUGUUAGGAUCUUUAGAAGCAAGAAGAUUGUGGAACAAUGUCAACAAAGUUUUGGGAGAAAAGAAAUGUGACUGUAGAAUCGUACUAAAUCGAAUUGGUAUUUAAAUGUCCACACAAUAGGACAUAAUCUCAAAUAUUCAAAAUUUGAGGAAGCAUAUCUCCCACAUAUUCAUGUAGCUUUUCUGAUAAACCUUGUCAACACAGUGUAGCCAAUACAAACAUUAAACUAAGCAAAAACAAGAGGAAUGGGAAAUUCACAGGAAGAGAGAUGAUUGGUGUCUUAGUUUGUUUUGUAUUGCUAUAACAAAAUGCUCGAGGCUGGGUACUUUAUAAAGCAAAAGACAUCUUUGGCUCAUGAUUCUAGUGACUGUAAAGUGCAUUGGUUUCUGUGACGGCCCCCUUGGGGCAUCACAGCAGAAAAGCAAACAGCUGCAUGCUAAUGGCCUGCUCUCUCAUGUGCUCAUUGGGUUCUGCAAAAGAGAACUACCAAGUACAUUAAUCUCUUCUGAAGGUGAUGCCUCAUGACCUAAUCACCUGGCACCAGGCCUCUCCCCUCAAAACUAUCACAGUGGGGACCAGACUUGUAGCACAUAAACCUUUGGACGACACACUCAACCAAUAUCAAGCCAAGCAGUUGAAGAGUAUUAAGUUCAAUUGAACAUAAAACUUAGGCUGAACAACUAGCAAGCUAUAAAACAAUGUAAUUAUUAUAAUUUCUCAAGGAAACUUUGCUUAGUGUUUGCGGGAAGUGAUACUGAAACACUCAGCACCACAGUAUAAAUCAAAAUUCUUGGUAUGAAACAGCACACUCAGAAAAAGGUAAUAAUUCAUAGGAGUGGGAAAAGCUCUCACACGCAAGCAUAGCAAACAAGAAGGCAUUGAUUCCCUUGGUUGGACUGUCAUCCUCUUCUACUUCUUGGGGAGAUUCAUUCCCUGCCCCCAUGAAGUCAUACUUGAACAUUUACCUGAGUUGAAGUGUCAUUACAUGGAUAGAGAGAAGUUUUUGAAGUCUGUUGUGCUUCUUCAUCGCCCAGACUGGACAUCAGGAAGUAGAAACAAACUAAUGUACAGUGGGUAUGUACCAGGAAUAAUAAAUAAUUUUUAUGAUUAUAAAUACCUGAUAUUUGGGAGUAGUUAUUUUAUAGUAGCAGAUCUAACCUUUUCUCACUAGUAUAUUACCCCAAACCUAAAGAACAAAGGAAGGGGUAAUCUAUUUACUAGAGUCUAAUACAUGAAGGAAUCCUGGAAAGAGGAACCACAAAACUAGAACUAAGGUCCCAGAGGUAUGCAGCAUAGUACAGAAUCAUAAUAAAGCAGUAGGAAAUGGGGUAAUAAAAACUUGACAUUUGCUUCAUUUUGUCCUUUCACUUUCCUCUGCUUUUGGAUCCAUUGGCUAAGUCCAGCUGGAAGUACAGGGCUAAAAAGGGCAGUAUCCUGGGCCGGCGCUGCGGCUCACUAGGCUAAUCCUCCACCUGCGGCGCCGGCACACCGGGUUCUAGUCCUGGUUGGGGCACCAGAUUCUGUCCCGGUUGCCCCUCUUCCAGUCCAGCUCUCUGCUGUGGCCAGGGAGUGCAGUGGAGGAUGGCCCAAGUGCUUGGACCCUGCAUCCCAUGGGAGACCAGGGGAAGCACCUGGCUCCUGCCUUCGGAUCAGCAUGAUGCGCCGGCCGCAGCGCACCGGCAGCAGCAGCCAUUGGAGGGUGAACCAACGGCAAAGGAAGACCUUUCUCUCUGUCUCUCUGUCUCUCUCUCUCUCUCUCACUGACCACUCUGUCUGUCAAAAAUAAAAAAAAGGGCAGUAUCCUGUAGAAUUCAUUGUCACAAGCUGGUUUUCCCAUAAUCAGAAGCUAAGAUGAAGUUUGAGUAUAAAAAUCUCUUUUAAGGAUCAAUACCUGUAAAGGAUAGGAGAAAUAAAUGGAAUUAGAACAAGAUGUUGAACAUGGUAAUGCAGACAGUAGACUACAAAAUUUCAAUCCAUUGGGGAGUUCUGGAGUAAGAAUUACCCAUGAAAGCAUUUCACAUAGAGCACAAAGGGUCAGUCCUGAGAAGGCUAAUGACAAAAGCUACUUUAUGUCAAUGAACUGGGCCAUUUUGUCUACUUGUUUGUUUCAUUCUUCCACAGUGAAUGGUCUUUGGUGGGCAUUAACGUGAUAAACACACAUGCACACACACACAGUAUUUCAUCUACUACCCACAGGGAGGGGAAAAAAACACCACCAUUUUAAGCAGCAAUCAGGAUUUUAAGUAAUAUUUUAGUCAAUGAAAUAAACUUUGAUAAAUUUCUGUAUUAGAAAUAAUAUGGCCGGCGCCGCGGCUCACUAGGCUAAUCCUCCACCUUGCGGUGCCGGCACACCGGGUUCUAGUCCCGGUCGGGGCGCCGGAUUCUGUCCCGGUUGCCCCUCUUCCAGGCCAGCUCUCUGCUGUGGCCAGGGAGUGCAGUGGAGGAUGGCCCAAGUGCUUGGGCCCUGCACCCCAUGGGAGACCAGGAUAGGCACCUGGCUCCUGCUAUCGGAUCAGCGCAGUGCGCCGGCCACAGCACGCUGGCCGCACCGGCCGCACCGGCCAUUGGAGGGUGAACCAACAGCAAAGGAAGACCUUUCUCUCUGUCUCUCUCUCUCUCACUGUCCACUCUGCCUGUCAAAAAUAAAUAAAUAAAUAAAAAGAAAUAAUAUGUAAUAAACAUAAUGCAUUAAAAUUAGAAAUGAAAAACAUAUAUAUAAAUAAAUAACACAAUAAAAGCUGGUUGAAAAUUUUUUAAAUCUCUAGAAAUACCUUUAGCCAAAGAGUAAAUCUAAACAAAACUUACAUUUGGAGGAAAAAAAUCCACACAGAUAAUAGGAAAUACUGUUGUGCACAGAGCCAUGUAUGAUUUCCCAGAACUGGGUGGCCUCCUUUUACUCCCACAUCUUUCAUUUAUGCCAUUUAUGUAAUUAUAAGAGACAAAAUGCAACCUUUAAGUUAUCACCUGCUCUAAUAUUAUAAAAUUCUUGAUGUUAGGGCCAUUUCUUAUUUAUUUGAUUCUCCGACAGAUCUUACCAUAAAGAAGUACUCAGUAAAUAGAUAUUCAGCUGAGUCGAUCUUUAUACCCAUAUUAAUAAAACCAGAAUUUUCAAAGCUCUUACAUUUUAAAAUCAUUUCAGUUACAAAGCAAAAGGGUCAUAAUUUGUGCACUGCAUAAAUUUCAAGAUAUUUUUUACAUUAUUUUUAUAUUAUUUUUUACAUUUUAUGUUUAAGAGACACAUAGUGAUAGACAGAAAGAACUCCUUUCUACUUGCUCAACCCCCAAAUGCCCACAAUGCCCAGCUAGGGCUGGACCUGGGGUUAAACAGACGCAGUGAACUCAUUCCAGGUCUCCUACACAGGUGGUAGUAACCCAGUUCUUGGAACCGUUAUUGCUACCUCCCAGAGUCCAUACCAAUUUGAAGUUGGAAUAGAGAGUAGCGCUGGAAACCAGACACUCUUUAGUGGGACACAGGAGUCCCAAACACAAGGAUAAAUGACCACCUAAAAUCUCAAGAAUAAUUUAGAUUGAAGUAAGAUUUUCUCCAGUGUUCUCAGAAUAUUAAAGAAAGAUGUAAAUGCUUUCAAGUCAGUUAAUAUGCAUCUAAAAAAGCUUUAGAGUCAGAAGAAUGUACAAUCAAACCCCUUAUAUACAGCAUUUCUCUCUAGUAAAAAAAUUAAAAACUAGAAAUAUCUGUUUUCAUCCAUAACUCUUCAAAUAGCUUUUCAGUUUAAAAAGUGAUUUUUGCAUGUAUUAGAACAAAAGAAAAGCAGAAAUGUUUUCCUGGUGUCAUUUAUUCCUUUUCUGUAUUUUCUGUGAUGCGCAUCUAUAUCAAUCAAGAAUAUUUUCUAAUUUUGCAAAUGAUCAGCAUGACUCAAUAAGAAGUAAGUCAAAAUAAUUUUGAACACCUAACUGGUAAUAUUUUAAAAUAUUCCUUGGCUGGAACAAUUAGAUGUUUGAAUUACUUACUCUGAAUGCUAAUGUAGGAACACUUUUCUCCUGUUCCACAUUCAUCUCUCUAUAUAUAAACUAUUUAAGUCACAGUAUAAUUAUGGAAUAUGUUAGUAGAAGGAAGGCAAAGUGUGUUUUAUCAAUGCCUGUAAGCAUCAUUUACAUUAGCAUCUGUUACAGAAUUGGUUUUAAAUUUAUUUCUAGAGCCUUAAAAUCUGUGGGUCACACACAGCAGUAUUUUUAAACUCUAAUGUCAUAGGACUAAAUACACUUGGAACUGUCCUUUGUUUCAUGAUGCUAUUAAAUGCAUCUAAAGAUGUGGCUAUUGUAUCUUUCUGGUUUCUUUUGUUUCUUUUAGUUCUGCCAGUGUUCUUAUGUGUUGUUGGCUUUUCUAUUUUUAUUGUUUUCUUUUCAGUGAUCGAGUUUGUUCCUACUUGUGCUUCUGCAUAAGGCCUUUAACACUUAGGCUGUCAUCCAGAGAUGUUUGACAAUAAAAAUAUCUUUCCUGGGGCCACUGUUGUGGCACAGCAAGUUAAGCUGUUUCCUGAGUUCAAGUCCUGUCUGCUCCACUUCCCAUACAGCUCCCUUGUUAAUGGCCCUGGGAAAGCAAGAGCAUGGCCCAAGUAUAUGAGGCCCUGCCACCCAUGUGGGAAACCCAGCUGACGCUCCUGGCUCCUGGCUUCAGCCUCACCCAGCCCCAGCUAUUUUAGCUACUUGGGAAGUGAACCAGCUGAUGGAAGAUCUCGCGCUCUCUGCUCUCUGUGUCUCAGUGUGUGUGUGUGUGUGUGUGUGUGUCUGUCUGUCUGUCUCUCCACUUCUCUUUGUAACUCUGCUUUCAAAUAAAAAAUAAAUCUGAGGUCAGCAUUGUGGAAUAGCAUGUAAAGCCACUGCCUGUGGUGCUAGCAUCCCAUAUAGGUGCUGGUUCGUGUCCCAGCUGCUCUACUGCCAAUCCAGCGCCUUGUUAAUGGCCUGGGAAAAGAAACAGAAGAUGGCCCAAGUGCUUGGCCCCUGCCACCCAUGUGGGAGACCUGGAUGAAGCUCCUGUUCCCUGGCUUCAGCCUGGCCCAGCCCUGGCCAUUGAAUCCAUGGGGAGUUAACUAGCAGAUUCAAGAUCUCUCUCUCUCUCUCUUCCUCUCUCUCCCUCUCUCUAACUUUGAACAAAAUAAAUACUUCUUUAAAAAAUAAAUAUAAAAGAAAAGAAGAAAGGCAAAUACUGCCUGAUUCCUUCUAUAUGAAAUACCUGAGGUAUUCAGUUCACAGAGUCAGCGAGUAGAAUGGUAGUUGCCAGGGGUUGGCAAGAAGGGGAAAUGGGAGGUGACUGAUCCAGGGGUAUAAAGUUUCAGCCAAGAAAGAUGAAUAUGUUCUUGAGGUCUCUGGUAUAAUACUGUUUAAAGAUUUAUUUAGUGUUCUUACUACAAUAAAAUAAGAUGAAAUGAUAAGUUCCAUCUAAAACAAUGAGCACACUUAACACCCAGUUCUUGGUUUCUAAAUACCAUUGCCUGAUAAAAGAAAACUAGAGCCCCUUGAGAAAUGGCUGGCUUUUGGGUUUGGAGAAAGAAAAUAAUUACGUAGAUCUAGAAUAUGUUAUGCCAGAAAAUAAAGAAACAUGUGAAGAAUGAUGGGAUCUUGUCCAAAGACAGAGGAUCUAGCUUGAAGCAUCUUCUACUAGCCAAUUUGAAAACCAAAAUAAAUUUCGAUAGUAACAGAUUGUAACUAUUUGAGUAAAAUACAUAUCCAUGAGGCACUAUAGUUAUAAAUACUCAAUUGUUAAAAAUAAAUAUAUAGAAGAAGAACACACUAGUAGAAUGGCUACUAAUAUAUCCACAAGGAAUAAUGCAAUUAGCACAUUAUUCUUUGGUAACUGUCAUAAUAAUUCCUUUAGGAGUGAGUGAUCCAAGAGUGCUAAACAUGAUAAGUGUAAGUUUGAUAAGGAACUGAAUAUGUAUGUAGUCUCAGUGUAUCUUCCUGUAGAAUUGUUAGUAAUUGCUUUUUAAUUAAUAAGUAUAAUAUACUGAAUACUUAACCUCACAGGGGAGAAAUUUGUCAGGUACUAUCUUAUGCAAGUAAUAAUCAUUGAUAAUAUAAGAAAUAAUACAAAUUAUCAUUUUUGCCUCCUGAUAAACUGUAAUGAGAAGAACACAACAUUACUUUGGUUGUAUUUCUCUAAAAAAUGUGUGAAUUAUGAGGAAACAUCAGACAAACCCAAUGAGGAGUAUUCUAAAAAAAUAACUAUUCUAGCACUUAGUGGUAACAUCAAGAAAAAUAAGAAAAGACUGAGGAAUUCUUGUAAAGUGAAAGAGACUGAAGAAAAAUUUCAGUGCAACCCAUGCUCCUAAAUUAGAUCCUGGACUUAUUGAGAUAGUUAGUAAAUUUUAUUGGAGUCUGGGAUCAUAUUUCAAUAUUAGAUAAAAGUGUAUUUUAAUGGGUUUUUUGGUUAUAUGGGAGAGUAUCGUCAUACUUAAGAAAUGCAUACAAAAGUAUGACAAUGCAGUAUUAACCUGCAAUAUAUUCUCAAUGGCUAUACAGUCAUAUUAUACAUUAUUUCUGUAAUUUACAUGUAAAUUUGAGGCCAUUUCAAAAGAAGAUAGUAAAAUAAAAACUCUUUGACCAAAAUUUGAUCUAAUAUUUUAAAAAUCUAAGUCUGAUUCAUGAAACACUGGAAAGUUCAUAUGAGCCAUGGGAAGAAGCUGCCUCCAUGAGCUCAGGCUCCUAUUUCUGUAGGGUUUUGUUACAUAACUGUGACAUUUCCUUCACUCAAGGAUGAGCCUUUAUAAAAUCUGUUAUAUUCCUUUUGUCCCCAUUGUACCGUUCAGAUUAAUAGCACUCACCUCAUGUCAUGUUUCACCUUAUGCCUUUUCUUGUGCAAGGACAUUUCAAAGAAUUAUUGGAAAAAUGGCGUUAAAAGAUAGGUUUGAUUUUGGUGCUCAAAACUUUCAAAGUCCAUGCAUAUUUUUUUCAUAACACACAUGUUCCGUGACCAUUUUGAACACCCCUCAAAUAGGACAUUUUGGACAGAAAUAAUAAUAGUUGACCCUCAAAAUAUUGAUUUAUUUUAGAGGAGUCAAAUUUCAAAAUUGAAUAGAUUUCUGUAGCAAAUUUUCUUAUUAGAGUUUAAGAAAUGGAGCAUUUUACCUAUCCAAAUCUGCUUUUAUUUUGACAUUAUAUUUUGUGAAAAUCUAAUGGUAUAUUUUCUUGAUGUAUAAAAAGAUUUUAAAAAGGAAGUAGUGGAAGGAAAUUGGUAAAGGGGAAGGAGAGAGAAAGGGAAUAUUUUCCCAAACAAAAUCUUUUUUUGGGGGGGAGAGAGAGAUCUUUUAGUAUCUCAUAAUGACAAUUAAAUCCAGAAAAAAUUGCCUCAUCCUUUAGACAGAUGACAGAAGUUGCAUUAUUUUAAGUUACUGAUGUCAAUUCAUUUGAUUGUAAUUUGUCUCUUUUAAAAUAUAAACAAUAAGGAACCUCAUUUUUUUAGUUACCUAGAAUCAGAUUAAAAAGCAAAAGAAAACUUGGAUUAUAUAUGGUUCCAUUAUACAAGUAUCAGAAUAUAUGCAAUUUGUCAAAUUUAUGUGACAAUGAUAUUUAAAAGUAAUUUUAUUUUGUGUAAGCAGGUUAUACAAAUCAUAAAUUCUUUUUUGAUUUUUUAAAAUCUACUGUUUUUUAAUUCAUGAUUGACCUAAAGAGCUAACAGGAUGACUAUUUAAAUUAAGUCUCUCUUGAUUCCCCAGGGGAUGAUGAACUUGCAUUUUAAUUACUAACAAAUGCAAUUAUUCAACCAAGGUGUGAACCAUCAGAAGUUUCAAGAACUCCUGUACUUUUAGCAAGUGUUUUGCAUUCGUAUAAAAAUGUGAUGCCAUUAAUUUCUAAUAUAGGAUGCAAGUUCAGGAAUCUGUCAGAUUUGUACUGUGAUUAUAUUAUUUUGUUUCAGCUAUAAAUUCCUAGAGCAUUAAAACUGAAUAUUUGCUGUAAAUACAGUAUGUGCUAUGCCAAAUUUCAGCCCUGUUGCUAUAGUCUACUAGAACUUUUCACCAGUCUUUCCCUCCAUUGUUGGAAUUUACCCAACUGGCAUUUUUUAACAAAACUAUAGCGAAAUGAAUAAUUUCCUUACUGAGAAUAGAUUUGUUAUAUAAACAGUUAUUGGAACCAUAUAAUCUAUAUCUAUUACCCCUGUUCCUGUUACUUUUCAAAUUAAAUGAAACUGUCUAUUCAGUAUUCCUUUCUUAGACUUGCAUGGCUCUGUUAGUCCUUAAAAUAAUAAGCAAGACACAUGGCAACUGCCAAGGUUACAAUUAGUUUUAUAUUUAUUUAACUCCAGUAAAAUAUUAAAAUACUUUAUCUGCUGGAGAACAACAAAUGCAUGAGUGAAAUUGAAAGUUAGGGCAAGGAACAUUUUUAAAAUCUUAAUUUGGACCAAAUUUCUAUCUUUAUCAACAUAGUAAUGUUUUUAGAAACUUUAUUGUAAUGAGAAGAACCAGUUUAGAAAUACUUUGGUAUUUAUGCUUUGAUUCUGUUUCUGUAUUCACCAAGACUGAUUACCUUAUCUGCCAUCUACCUAACUAGAUAUACAUACUAUGAUAAGUAAUAUAUACCAUUUGUAAAUAAUAUAAUUUAUACACACUAUUUAUAAAUAGUAAAUGUAUUUAUCUGUUGUGAUGUAUUUUGGGCUUGAUUUCUUAUCCUGAUAGUUCUAAAAUAUUUCUGUUCUUUUUCAAUUUUAACCUUUUUACAUUUUUGCUUCAUUCAGACUGUGCAUCCUAUCCAUUUACUGUAUUUUCAGAUGAUAUUUUAUGUUGAAUAUAUGCCUCAAAGAAAGAUUAAAUUAUCUAUAAUUGUUUUUUACCAAAGAAGAAAUAUUUACCACAUUUGAAAUCCAUCUAUCUUGAAUUUUGGAAAUAGAAUUUUCCAAUUCAGAAGGACUCACUAUUUUAGACAUUCAUUCCAGAGUGUAGGUAAGGACAGAGUGGGUUGCUGCAAUUGCGACUGAUGCCAGAGUCACACUGUGGUGCCCUCCUGUGGAGGUUUGGUUAAAACUUCAUUUUGGAACCUAUGAGAAUGAUUUUCAAAUGAAGUGGCAAAGCUAUCACAUUCAG